AUGGUGCAUGUCAGCAAACUCUCGGCUCUGCUCAUUCUCUUGGCCCAUCAUGUCAUUGGCAAGGAUGAAGAGCAGUUCGGGCAGGAUAAAGUCUGCUGUCCCCCAGAUUUGAAAGCUUAUAUUGCGAAGUAUUCGGCAGACAAGCCAAUGAAAUCUGUCACGCUGACUGGAAUCCACAACAACAUCAAUAACAAGAAAUUCAGAGAAGCAACUUGCAAUCUCAAGGCCGACCAUAAGAUCCUUUUAGAUCAAAUGAAGAAGCCGAGCAAGAAUGGAAUCAGUAAACAGCAGCCCUGCGGCCUGCUUAUUGAAGUGGCAGUUGGCCAGCACAGAGGAAAUCGUUCUACAAUCGCCUGCAAGCUCGAUGACUCGCCUGUCUAA
Messenger RNA from Protomyces lactucae-debilis, 381 nucleotides. RefSeq lists its product as uncharacterized. The coding region runs from base 1 to 381 and encodes 126 amino acids. NCBI's taxonomy places the organism in Eukaryota, Fungi, Ascomycota, Taphrinomycetes, Taphrinales, Protomycetaceae. The transcript has 3 exons. The record is from RefSeq and is a predicted model, not a curated record.